Messenger RNA from Sinocyclocheilus grahami, 7914 nucleotides. Its product is annotated as fatty acid synthase-like. The record is from RefSeq and is a predicted model, not a curated record. Gene Ontology annotation, molecular function: fatty acid synthase activity; 3-oxoacyl-[acyl-carrier-protein] synthase activity. The coding region runs from base 259 to 6510 and encodes 2083 amino acids. Gene Ontology annotation, cellular component: cytoplasm. NCBI's taxonomy places the organism in Eukaryota, Metazoa, Chordata, Actinopteri, Cypriniformes, Cyprinidae. The transcript is spliced from 36 exons. Gene Ontology annotation, biological process: fatty acid biosynthetic process.
UUGGACUGCACCUCAGAGCCAAACUGUCAGCCCAUGUGGCGUGGCCACCGAGGAUGUCAGACAUUUAAAUGAAACAGACACAGGGACUCAGAAGGCCAGAGUAAUUUCUAGGACUUGGCUAAAGGGGGGAUCACGAAACUCUCCAUUCUGUACCGGGAGCCGACAAAGAUUAAGAGGAAUAUAGAAGUCGACUCUAUCCCAAAGAAUCACAGCGUUAAACUGUACCCACAUCCAGAAUCAAAGAAAAUCUAACCAGACAUGGAGGAUAUUGUUAUAGCUGGAAUUUCAGGUCGCCUUCCUGAGUCUAACAAUUUGGAAGAAUUUUGGCUGAACCUUUUCAAUGGAGUGGAUAUGGUCACAGAAGAUGACAGGCGGUGGAAACCAGGUCUGUAUGGCCUUCCCCAGAGAAAUGGAAAACUAAAAGAAAUCGAUAGAUUUGAUGCAGCCUUCUUUGGUGUGCAUCCCAAACAGGCACACACCAUGGACCCACAGCUGAGGCUUAUGCUAGAGAUAUCGUACGAGGCCAUCGUCGAUGGAGGCAUUAACCCAGUGUCCAUGCGUGGCAGCAAAACUGGCGUCUACAUUGGAGUAAGUGGCUCCGAGGCAGGAGAGGCCUUCAGUAAAGACCCAGAGGAGCUGCUGGGAUACAGCAUGACAGGAUGCCAGCGGGCCAUGUUUGCCAACCGCUUGUCUUAUUUCUUUGAUUUCAAUGGUCCCAGUACAGCCAUUGACACAGCGUGCUCCUCUAGUCUGCUGGCUCUGGAGAACGCCUUCAAUGCUAUUCGCCAUGGCCAAUGUGAUGCAGCACUUGUGGGCGGAGUCAACUUGCUGCUCAAGCCCAACACCUCAGUGCAGUUCAUGAAACUGGGCAUGCUCAGUCCUGAAGGAGCAUGCAAGUCAUUUGAUGCCUCAGGAAAUGGCUAUUGUCGCUCAGAGGCUGCUGUUGCAGUACUCUUGACAAAGAAGUCAAUGGCCAAGAGAAUCUACUCCACAGUUCUCAAUGCUGGCAAUAACACAGAUGGCUACAAAGAGCAAGGGGUGACAUUCCCAUCAGGUGAGAUGCAGCAGCGCCUGGUCCGUUCCCUUUACCAGGAUGCCAACAUAACACCUGAGCAGGUGGAGUACAUCGAGGCCCACGGCACUGGUACUAAGGUUGGGGAUCCUCAGGAAGUGAAUGGCAUUGUGAGUGUAUUCUGUCAGUCACAAAGGGAUCCUCUUCUGAUUGGCUCAACCAAAUCUAACAUGGGACACCCAGAGCCUGCAUCUGGAUUGGCGGCUCUUGCCAAGGUGGUUUUGUCUCUGGAACAUGGCGUCUGGGCUCCCAACAUCCAUUUCCAUGAUCCAAACCCUGACAUUCCUGCUCUGACGGACGGCCGGGUGCACGUGGUGUCGGAGCCCAUACCUGUCCGCGGGGGCAUCGUGGGCAUCAACUCAUUUGGCUUCGGAGGCUCAAAUGUCCAUGUUAUCCUGCGUCCACAUGGUUCAAAAUCACUGGCUCAGGCUGCACAACCUUCAGUCCCCAGACUUCUGCAGGCCUCCGGUCGCACUGAGGAGGCAGUCACUUCCCUUCUCAACAAUGCCCAGCAGCAUAAAGAUAACCCAAGCUACCUGUCUCUUCUGAAUGAUGUGUCUGGAGUUCCAACGGCAGGCAUGCCGUACAGGGGCUAUGCACUGAUUGGAGCACAGGGAGAGCUUACAGAAGUUCAACAAGCCCAGCCCACACCCAGACCCCUCUGGUACAUUUGCUCAGGUAUGGGCACACAGUGGGCUGGAAUGGGCCGUAGCCUGAUGCAGCUGCCUGAGUUCCGGGAGUCGAUCCAGCGUUCGGACGUGGCUCUGAAGGACACUGGGUUGUGUGUGUCUCGCUUGCUCAUGGAUGCUGAUGAGAGCACUUUUGAAGACACUGUCCACGCAUUUGUUGGUCUUGCAGCCAUCCAGGUCGCCCAGAUUGACAUGUUGCAGAAGAUGGGUCUUCAGCCUGAUGGGAUCGUGGGCCACUCUGUAGGAGAGCUAGCGUGUGGUUACGGCGAUGGCUCUCUGAGCCACAGCGAGGCCAUUCUGGCUGCUUACUGGAGAGGACGCUGUAUUAAAGAGGCCAACCUGCCCCCGGGGGGCAUGGCUGCAGUGGGCCUAACGUGGGAAGAAUGCAAAGCUCAGUGUCCACAGGGUGUCGUUCCUGCUUGUCACAAUGCUGAGAAUACAGUGACCAUCUCAGGCCCUCAGGACUCUGUCAGCAAGUUUGUUGCCCAGCUGAAAGAGAGCGGUGUGUUUGCCAAAGAAGUGCGCAGUGCCGGUGUGGCCUUCCACUCCUAUUAUAUGGCCUCUAUUGCUCCAGCCCUUCUAUGUGCACUGCAGAAUGUAAUAAAAAGCCCAAGGCCUCGUUCAGCACGCUGGAUCAGCACGUCCAUCCCGCAGACAGACUGGGAGAGCCCACUAGCGCUCUACUCAUCUGCAGAGUACCACGUCAAUAACUUGGUCAGCCCUGUGCUCUUUCAAGAGGGACUGAACUUUGUGCCGGAUAAUGCUGUGGUAGUAGAAAUUGCCCCACAUGCUUUACUGCAGGCCAUCCUGAAGCGGAGCCUAAAACCCACCUGCUCCAUCCUCCCCCUAGUGAAAAGAGGACACGCCAACAAUCUGGAGUUCUUCCUCUCUCAUGUGGGCAAAAUCUACAUGAAUGGAAUUAAUGUAGACAGUAAUAAAUUGUACCCAACUGUUGAAUACCCUGUUCCGACCGGGACCCCACUCAUCUCCCCUCACAUUCAGUGGGAUCAUUCCCAGGUCUGGGAUGUGCCCAAGGUGGAGGACUUCCCUGCUGGCUCAGGGGGAUCCACCUCAGCCACUGUGUACAAUAUCGACAUGAACCCAGAGUCUCCUGAUUACUACAUGAUUGGACAUUGCAUUGAUGGUCGGGUGCUGUACCCAGCCACAGGAUACCUGGUUCUGGCCUGGAGGACUCUGAUGAGAUCUCUGGGUGCAGUCAUGGAGCACACACCUGUUAUAUUUGAAGACGUCACCAUCCACAGAGCCACCAUCCUCCCCAAGACGGGGUCUGUCCAGCUGGAGGUGCGACUCAUGCCCGCCACUAACCGUUUUGAGGUGUCCGAGAAUGGAAAUCUGGCUGUCAGUGGUAAGGUGAGUGUCUUGGAGGAUGCUGGACUUGAUGCUUUCCAUGCUGAGUUGAAUAAACCAAUGGCUGUAGACAAGGAAGAUCCUAAACUGCUUUUGAAAGCCAGGGACAUCUACAAAGAGCUGCGUCUGCGCGGAUAUGACUACGGAAAGACCUUCCAGGGAAUCCUGGAGUCUAACAAUUCUGGUGACUAUGGAAAGCUUCACUGGACGGGUAACUGGGUGACAUUUUUAGACACCAUGCUGCAGAUGAUCGUAGUGGGGCUGUCUGGUCGCAGCUUGAGACUUCCUACUCGCAUCCGCUCUGUGUGUGUGGACCCCAGACUUCAUGAGGAGAGGGUAAACGAGUAUGCAGAUGACCAGAAAGCUGUGGAUGUUCAUGUUAACCGCUACCUGGACAACAUAACAGCUGGAGGAGUUGAGAUCUGUGGGCUUCAUGCUACCGUAGCACCCCGUCGCCAACAGCAGCAGACUCCACCCACUUUAGAGGAGUUUGCCUUUGUUCCCUGUGUGGACUCAGAUUGCCUGAGAACCAGUGAGAAACUUGGAGACCAACUGAGGCAUUGCAAAGGUCUAGUACAGCGUCUGCAGAGGAAGCUGGCCAAUCAGGGAGUGAAGAUCUCCAUCCCUGGGCUAGAAGGUGCAACAGAGAGCCAGCUGAUUGGAGCAGAGGCAGAGAAAGGCCUGUUACGGUUGCUCUCUGUGCUGUGCGGACUGGAGCUGAACGGAAACCUGCGCUCUGAGCUGGAACAGACGGUGGAGAAGGAGAGAGAUUGUCUGCUGCAGGACCCUCUGCUCAACGGCCUGCUAGACUCCCAGGCGUUACGUCACUGCUUGGACACGGCCCUUGAGAACAGCACUCCUGGAAAACUCAAAGUUGUGGAGGCUCUAGCCGCCGAUGGUCAUGUGUUUUCUCGGGCUGUUGGUCUCCUCAAUAUCCAGCCAAUGUUGCGUCUUGACUACACGGCAUCAGAUGUCUCCAUUGACCAGCUUUCUGCUCACCAGAGCUCCCUGGAAGAGCAGGGCAUCUCAACUGCUCAGUGGGACCCUCUUCAGGGCCCAGCAACGGGCAGUCUGGAUGGGGCUGACCUGGUUGUGUGUAACUGUGCGACAGGGCACACGGCCAACCCUGCACUUCUGAUAGAGAACCUGACUUCAGCUGCGAGGGAAGGCGGUUUUGUUUUGCUUCACACCCUACUGAGAGGAGACACACUGGGAGAGACGGUAGCCUUCCUCACAUCUCAAAACAACCAGGAGGGUUUGUUGACACAGACUGAAUGGGAGGAGCUCUUCCAAAAGGCCUCUUUAAAUGUGGUCAUGCUGAGAAAGUCCUUCUACGGCUCUGCUCUCUUCCUCUGCCAUCAGCGCCAACAGUCCCCUCAGGAUCAACCUAUCCUUAUUUUUGUGGACCCUACUGACUAUAAAUGGGUGGAGACUCUAAAGCCAAGAAACUUCAACCUUCUCUCAGCCGCUCCUUUAGACAGUAUCCAGAAUCUUGCUGCUUACUACAUUGAGUGCGUGAGGCAGGUGCAGCCAGAGGGGCCGUAUCGCUUUGCUGGCUACUCGUUUGGUGCUUGUGUGGCUUUUGAGAUGUGCUCACAGCUGCAGGCAGCCAAAUGCCCUGUGGAAUACCUCUUCCUGUUUGACGGCUCACACUCUUAUGUGGCAGCUUAUACACAGCGUUACAGAGCCAAACUGACCCCUGGCAAGGAGUCUGAGGCAGAGACUGAAGCUCUGUGUGCUUUUAUCCAACAGUUCACUGGCAUUGAGUACAACAAGCUGUUGGAGACAUUGUUACCUCUGUCAGACCUGGAGGCCCGUGUGAACAAGGCUGUUGAUCUGAUCACAUCCAGCCAUAAGAAUGUCAGCCGAGAUAUGCUCCAUUUUGCUGCUUCUACAUUUUACCACAAACUGAAGGCUGCCGACCGCUAUGUUCCAGCUUCUAAGUAUCACGGCAAUGUCACCCUGCUGAGAGCCAAGGCCAGCACCGCUCCUUUAGGCAGUAUCCAGAAUCUUGCUGCUUACUACAUUGAGUGCGUGAGGCAGGUGCAGCCAGAGGGGCCAUAUCGCUUCGCUGGCUACUCGUUCGGUGCUUGUGUGGCUUUUGAGAUGUGCUCACAGCUGCAGGCAGCCAAAUGCCCUGUGGAAUACCUCUUCCUGUUUGACGGCUCACACUCUUAUGUGGCAGCUUAUACACAGCGUUACAGAGCCAAACUGACCCCUGGCAAGGAGUCUGAGGCAGAGACUGAAGCUCUGUGUGCUUUUAUCCAACAGUUCACUGGCAUUGAGUACAACAAGCUGUUGGAGACAUUGUUACCUCUGUCAGACCUGGAGGCCCGUGUGAACAAGGCUGUUGAUCUGAUCACAUCCAGCCAUAAGAAUGUCAGCCGAGAUAUGCUCCAUUUUGCUGCUUCUACAUUUUACCACAAACUGAAGGCUGCCGACCGCUAUGUUCCAGCUUCUAAGUAUCACGGCAAUGUCACCCUGCUGAGAGCCAAGGCCAGCAGCGAGUACGGUGAUGGUUUAGGAUCUGACUACAAACUGCACGAGGUGUGUGAUGGGAAGGUGUCGGUUCAUGUGAUCGAGGGAGACCACCAGACCUUCCUAGAGGGCGAGGGUGUGGAGUCCAUCUCAGGCAUCAUCCACAGCUCACUGGCUGAACCCAGAGUCAGCACCAGAGAGGCCGCUCCUUUAGACAGUAUCCAGAAUCUUGCUGCUUACUACAUUGAGUGCGUGAGGCAGGUGCAGCCAGAGGGGCCGUAUCGCUUUGCUGGCUACUCGUUUGGUGCUUGUGUGGCUUUUGAGAUGUGCUCACAGCUGCAGGCAGCCAAAUGCCCUGUGGAAUACCUCUUCCUGUUUGACGGCUCACACUCUUAUGUGGCAGCUUAUACACAGCGUUACAGAGCCAAACUGACCCCUGGCAAGGAGUCUGAGGCAGAGACUGAAGCUCUGUGUGCUUUUAUCCAACAGUUCACUGGCAUUGAGUACAACAAGCUGUUGGAGACAUUGUUACCUCUGUCAGACCUGGAGGCCCGUGUGAACAAGGCUGUUGAUCUGAUCACAUCCAGCCAUAAGAAUGUCAGCCGAGAUAUGCUCCAUUUUGCUGCUUCUACAUUUUACCACAAACUGAAGGCUGCCGACCGCUAUGUUCCAGCUUCUAAGUAUCACGGCAAUGUCACCCUGCUGAGAGCCAAGGCCAGCAGCGAGUACGGUGAUGGUUUAGGAUCUGACUACAAACUGCACAAGGUGUGUGAUGGGAAGGUGUCGGUUCAUGUGAUCGAGGGAGACCACCAGACCUUCCUAGAGGGCGAGGGUGUGGAGUCCAUCUCAGGCAUCAUCCACAGCUCACUGGCUGAACCCAGAGUCAGCACCAGAGAGGGCUGAACAUUCCCGCUCUUUUAUUAUUAUUUUUUUCACCCUUACUCUGUUGCUUUCACCUGACAAACCAAAACUGUGUCCCGGCGUAUUAAAGCAUGCACGUUUGUCAUCUGUUCAUACCUCUCACCCAUGCAACAGCCUUUUCCUUCUCAUUCUCUACAAAUCUCAAUUGCUCAUCACCCUUUACUUCUUUAUUCCAGCUGGGAACAAAAACGCAUGUCUGUUUAUUUGCUUCAUCGGUUAAGAUUCAAUCAGCUGUUCAUUGUCUUCUAUAAAUCAUCAUAUGUUACUGUGAAAACUAAAAUGUCACUGGUUUCUAGCAUGAGAGCAUAGAGCUGUAGUGAUCACUGGCACUGUCUAACCUGCCUAAUAAGUCUGCUAAAGGUUUCGUCAAUCCAACCUAAUGAUGCGGACUGCAAGUCAAGGUCACUUCACUGUAUUCAAAUCCACAUAUUAGCUGUUGGGAUUCUAGUUACGCACAUAGCUGAGAUUGCUGUUUACCAGUUGUGAGCGGUUACUGAUGCUUUAGCAGUACUAGUUCAAAUCGCUUAUGUUUACUGUAGCAUUGUUCUUCUUUUCUGAAUGAUAUACGCCGGUUCUCUUGUUGGUGCUGAACAUCUAAACUUAUUCUGAAAUAACUGUGCAAUUGAUGUUUAUUUAAAAGGGAAGAUAUGUAUGAAAAAGAACAUUCCUGGAUGAGAGCAACCAUUAAGAGAGCUGGUUAAUUGACUAGUUAAUGUUGAAGUUAGAGCAGUUAAUUAUAAAAUACUUGUUACUUUAAAAAUAUAUUGCACAAGCUUAAAGCAAAAUGCAAAUCUGACACUGAUGUGAAAUGCUCGGCAAUCCAGAGGGAUUCAUCUCAGCUCGUACUGUAAUGAUGCUUCGCUGCUUAACUGUAGACCAAUAACUGGAGUAUUAAUAUUGUAUUGACGUUUCUAAUCCGCUUUUUGAGGAUAGUACCAACAUUCCUUAUUCCAGGUGUCUCUCAGAUGUAUAUGUUCUCCCAAAAUGCUCUGUAAUUGAUUGACUGCUUUAAUACUUCAGAUGUUAGUUGUAGUAAAUUCUUGUGGCCAGGUCCACAUUACACACAAGCUCAGUUCAUAGUGCAAAUCACAUCCUAUUUUAGUCAGAAUGAAGUGUUAUUUGGUGUAGGAUGUAUGAACGUUUUCAUGGCAGUGACGUGAUUAUGGACUUUCUCUUUCUGUCACAACAGAGGAAAAUCUUCAGUUUGAAAGCAAAUCACUACACAUUUGAGACUAAUUGUUUAAGUCAGUGACGAAUUGUGAUUUCUUUCGAUGUUUAGAGCAAAGCUAGAAAGUUAAUUUUUCUAUUAUUGAAAUGUUUUUUUCUUGUGUAAUUUUUCCAGUAUUUAUUGUACUAGUCCAAAUAAAAAGCUAUUGCUAACAUACA